Molecule: messenger RNA, 3678 nt
Organism: Emiliania huxleyi CCMP1516
Lineage: Eukaryota; Haptophyta; Isochrysidales; Noelaerhabdaceae
Exons: 9
Coding region: 19-3447 (1142 amino acids)
Cellular component (GO): membrane
Source: RefSeq, a predicted model, not a curated record
CGACCGAUUUCCACGGCCAUGCGGGGCUGCUUCAAAGACAUACGGCCCACGGCCGACGAGGUCAAGCCUCCACUGCGCAUCGCCUCUUUCAUCGUGCGGCGCCCCUGCUUCACCGCGCUCGGCUCCCUCUUCGUCGCCGUCAUCCUCGCAAGUGAGGGAAACCGGGCCGGGUUCAGCGGCGCCGAGGAGCUCAGCGAUAUCUUCCCCCAGCAGGACUACCCCGUCUAUGACACGAUCUCGCAGCAGACGGAUGCGGUCAUCAUGGCGAUGGAGCAGUCGGAGGAGAACUUUGCGCUCCGUUCCCGCCGCCGCGCCCUCUCCGCCCGCUUCACCGCACCGAGCGCCACGGGCGCGCGUCGCUUCCUCUCGUCCUCGGGGGUGCAGCACCUCCAGCGCGCCGCCGCCCGCUUCGAUGGCGCCGAAAUGGGCGAUCGUGCCGUCGCCGGAGCUGGCGAACCUGCCUUCGAGCGCGGCCGCGAGCUGUCGUCGACGCCGAUAAACCAGACGAAGCAGACCGAGUCGCUGGGUGAGGCGAUCUUCUCCUUUGGCGCGCGCGAGGACGGGGGCGACUCCUUCUCCGAGGCGGGCCUCGCCGAGCUCUGCCGUAUGCAUGUCGAGAUGAUGGAAACCAAGGACUACGACCAGUAUUGCCUCCGCAGUGAGUUCGAGACGCCGGACGUCGGGGUGCUGCCCGACGCGACUUGCAAAGCGCCUCGCACGCCCCUCGUCUUCUUUUAUGGCCCGACCUCGUACGACCCGGAGUCGGCCCUCGCCAAGUUCAACGUUCCGAACUUCGAGGAGAUCAUGGCGUGGCAGCUCGACCCUGCCAACACUGAAGCGGUGAAGACGCAGCAGGCGGCGGACAACGCGGCCACCAUCAGCGAUGAGAACAGCAUCACGGUCGCAGAGGCACACUACACCACCGUCGACGCUCUGCGGGUUGAGCUCUCCACCGACGGGCCGAUUGGCAAGCAGUGGUUUUACGGGCGCACGCGCUGCGGGGAAGGCGAAACUAAGGGGCAGGAGACGGCCAAGGACGCGGCUGCGGUCAAGAAGCUGGUGGCAAAGGUGCGCGGGAGCAAGGCCCUCUCGGACUCGCAGACGGGCGGGCUCGUCAACUUCUAUUUCGACUCCGCCUUCGGCGAAGACAACCUGCGUUCGCGCUACACGCGCAGCUUCUACCAGUUCGGCGCGCCGCUGGCGGGGUUCGACAACUACAUUGAGAGCGACCUCAAGGACGACCAGGACAAACUGGUGACGGACUGGUGGAAGGAAGAGGACAUGCGAGGCCUCUACUCGAAGAACGGCCGCCUCUCGUGGAACGAGAUCGAGCCGUCCGCCAUUAUCACCCUUGGGGACAUCCUGCUCAACGAGUUUCUCGAAAUUAUCAAAGUAGACGGCAUUCUCGCCAUCGUCCCAAUCGUCGCCGUUUUCCUCAUCGUCUGGCUGCACACCGGCUCGCUCCUGAUCGCCUUUGCCACCCUCACCGAGCAACUCCUCUCCUUCUUCGUCGCCUUCUUCUUCACGGCGGUGGUGCUGCAGAUCAAGUGGCUCUCGUUCCAAUUCAUCCUCUCCAUCUACAUCGUGCUCGCCAUCGGCGCCGACGACACCUUUGUCUUCGUCGACGCAUGGAAGCAGAGUUUCUACGCCGGCCCAGACGUGAACCGCAACCUGGCGACACGCAUGUCGUGGGUCUACCGCCGCGCGGGCCUCGCCAUGCUCAUCACGUCGCUCACGACGUGCGCCGCGUUCCUCGCGACGGCGGUGGCGUCGGGGCAGGUGCCCGACCUGCAGCUGUUCGGAAUCUUCACGGCCUUCGUCAUCUUCAUCGACUACGUGCUCGUGAUGACGUUUCUCACCGCAAUCAUGGUGCUGUACCACAACCGCUUCGAGAUGAAGCCGGGCCUCUGCUGCGCCUGCUGCGGUACGGCGGACACGCGGCAGGGGUGCAGCAAGGGUGGCUGCGACGCGCUCUGCGCCUCCUCCUCGAAGCUCGAGACGACGACGGCGAUCGCCGAGCGCGGCGGCGCCGACCAGGUGGCCAAGCCGCGCCUCGUCACCUUCUUCGAGGACGUGUUUCCCUUUAGCAUCAUCCGGCGCCCGCCGGCGCGUGCAGCGUCCGUGGUGAUCAUGCUCGCGGUGCUCGCGCCGAUGGCGUGGCAGGCGUCGCAGCUCGAGCCGCAGAAGGAUGCGGCCCAGAUUUUGCCCGACGACCAUCCGUUCCAGCGCUUCUUCGACUUGAGCGCCGAGUUCGAGUCUUCGAAUGAGGACGAGCCCGUAAAGCUCAGCGUCGUGUGGGGCUUUGAGGACAAGCCGCUCGACACGGACGGCGUCAAUCGGCUCUUUGACCCGCAAAACAAGGGCCGCCUCGCCUUCAGUGCCGACUGGGUCCUUGACGAGUCGGCGCAGUCGGGACUGCUGAGCGCGUGCGACCUGCUCGAGAAUUCGGAGCUCGUCUUUGACAAGGAGACCGAGGCGGGCAUCCUGGAGAAGGACAUUGACUGCUGGGUGCGCGACUUCAAAAACUGGCGCAACACCACGCGCAACGAGAUCUUCCCCGUUCCCGACGACGCUGACGUGGUCACGGCGGUCAAAGAAUGGUGCGACGCCGGAGACGGGGAGACCGCGAGCGACUGCUCGCGCUACGUCGGCUUUGAGGUCGACGCGAACGGCGACCUCUACAUCGCGUGGACUCGCGUUGUCAUGGGCGUCAAGAUGAACGAAAACGUCUUCCUUCCCGCGUCAAAGCUCCGCGAGAAAUACGACGAAUACGAGGGCCUCGUCGACAGCAUCAACGAGGCGGUGGCCGUGGGCGCCGAAGACCCGGGUGGACAGCCGCUCGCCAACAACAAGUGGAUCAACAUGGUUUUGCAGGAGCUGUACGUGCGCAUGUCUACCGUCGGCGUCGCCAUCGGCAUCAGCAUCGCCUUCAUCGUCCUCCUCGUGUCCACCCGCAACCUCCUCGCCGCCUCCAUCUCCGUCCUCUCUAUCGCGUGCGCCCUCGUCACUGUGAUUGGCAUCACCGUCGCGAUGGGCUGGGAGCUCGGCGCCAGCGAGGCCAUCUGCCUGAUGACCCUGACCGGCUUCGCCGUCGACUACGUGGUCCACCUCAGCCACUCGUACAUGGAGUCCACCUCGCACUCGCCGCUCGAGCGCACGCACGACGCGCUGCGCGACAUGGGCAUCUCCGUCUUCUGGGGCAUGCUGACCAGCUUCGUCGCGGCGCUCGCGCUGGCGUCGUGCCAGCUGCAGUUCCUCUCCAAGUUUGGCUACUUCUUCCUCCUGACCAUCACGUUCGCCUACCUCUGGGCCGUGCUCUUCCUCAUGCCCCUCCUCGCCACCAUCGGUCCCCGCUCUUCGCCCCCCGACGGGAAAGCGGUGCCGAUCACGCCGUACAACUCGAACACCACCACCCGCAAGGUGCCCGACGCCAUCGAGGUGGCGUAGGGCGGAGCUAGGGGUGGCGGGCACGUCCCUGCCGCCUUGUGCAUUUGAUUAGGCGUGAGGGGGGUUUAGGAUGAGCCUCCGGCGCGCUAGUGCUCUCCGAGCACGCGUCGCCGUGUGGGAGAGCGACGAGGGUAGUGCAAGCAGGUGGGCACGCUCCGCGCGGUUCGAGCGUUUGUACGUGGCUCAGUAUCUGUGUUUGAGUAUUGAAAGAUGUUUUGUUUAGCUGUUUGA